Molecule: messenger RNA, 1354 nt
Organism: Cannabis sativa
Lineage: Eukaryota; Viridiplantae; Streptophyta; Magnoliopsida; Rosales; Cannabaceae
Product: WD repeat-containing protein LWD2
Exons: 2
Coding region: 201-1211 (336 amino acids)
Cellular component (GO): nucleus
Molecular function (GO): protein binding
Source: RefSeq, a predicted model, not a curated record
UACCAAGAUAGAUACAUUACUGGAUAUCUCAACUACUCAUAUAUCCAAAUAAUAUGAGCUGAAUCAUGAUCAUGAUCUUCUUAAUUAAAGUGAAGAGCUAUAUCAUCAUCUGAAACCUCUCUCUGGUCUGCUUCGACUAUACAACAUACUAUGUAUUGAAUAGAGUAUAGUACUUAAGUGUUAAUUAUUAUUAGGUAGUAAUGCAAGUAGAGAAAAAAUCAGGUGUAUACACGUACGCGUCACAAUGGGCAAUGAUCUAUGCAUUAGCAUGGUCACUAAGGCAAGACAAGCAGAAUCGUGUAGCAAUAGGGAGCUAUCUAGAGGACUACAGCAACAAGGUAGAGCUCGUCCAAUUCAACACCGACACCUCGGAUUUCAUCACCGAUACUCGCCUUUUCUUCGACCACCCUUACGCUCCAACAAACCUCAUGUUCUUCCCCUCAGAGGACACCUCAAAUCCAGACCUUUUAGCCUCGUCGGGCGACUACCUUCGCCUAUGGAAGAUCCACCACGAUCGAAUCGAGCUCAAAUCCUUACUUAACAACAACAAAACAACCCAAUUCAACUCUGCCCUAACCUCUUUUGAUUGGGCCUCGUUCGACACUCGCAGGAUAGCUGCCUCGAGUGUCGACACAAGCUGCACCAUUUGGGAUAUUGAGAAGGAAAUUGUGGACACACAAUUAGUGGCACAUGACAAGGAAGUUUACGACAUUUCUUGGGGUGGUUACAAUGUUUUUGCAUCAGUUUCUGGGGAUGGUUCGGUUAGGGUUUUCGAUUUGAGAGAUAAAGAAAGAUCCACCAUUAUUUAUGAAAACCCUAUUGAGAAUUGUGCCUUGUUGAGAUUGGAAUGGAAUAAGUUUGAUCCAAGAUACAUGGCCACGUUUGGUAUGGACAGUAAUAAAAUUGUUGUUUUGGAUAUUAGGGUUCCAACUACUCCUUUAGUUGAGCUUUGUAGGCAUAAAGGGAGUGUUAAUGCCAUUUCUUGGUCUCCUCCAUUGGGGAAACAAUUGUGUUCUGUUGGUGAUGAUUCAAGGGCUUUGAUUUGGGAUGUGGUGGGACCUAGUUUUCGAUCCGACGGUGGUGAUGAUGAUGUGGAGCCCAAUAUGUGGUAUGCAUCGACGGCUGAGAUUAAUCAAGUGCGUUGGUCUCCCGUGGAUUUGGAAUGGAUUGCUAUUUCUUUCUUGAAUAAGUUACAACUAUUGAAGAAUUAGGAUGUUAUUAUUAAUUAACAAAAAUUGUAUUUUAUAUAUUAAUUAGCAUUUGAUAAAAGUCCCUUAUAUAUGUCAUUUAUAGUGAUAAAGUACUUGUAAUAUUUAUUCUGUUCUUAAUAAAUUAGCUCAUCGAAAUUUUUUCA